AGCGUGCCAAAUCGCAUUUUCCAUUUUUUGACCCCACCAAAGAUUGAAAAGGAUACCCUCACGCAAAUUCGGGCCGUUGAAGUGUGUGCAAGUUGGGCUUCUCUUUCUUCCCUCCCCUCCGCAUCCAAGCUCCGACUUCCACGCUCGAUCGGUCCGGCCGCAUUCUUGCUCUCCGUCGUCGAAUCUCGUCCACUUCGCACUCCAAAAGCAAUUUAUCCUUUCCGUCGACGAGCUCGUAUCACCACCACACCGCAAUCAUGGCCUCCGACGCGCAACCUGCCUCCAAUGGCGAGGUUUCGAUUGACAGCUACGACCUGAUGCCCAAGCUGGCCGCGAACCUCGACCGCCACAUGGUCUUUCCCCUCCUCGAGUUUACCGCCAGCCAGCUUGUCGACGAGGAGUCAAAUGUCGUGAAGGAUGAGAAGAAGAUGCGCGAGAUCACGCAGGCCAAGUUCGAGCUGCUGAAGAAGACGGACAUGACCGACUACGUGGCCAACUUAUACUGCGAGCUCGAGGGCCUUAAGGAGCCGCCGGUCGAGUUUGCCGACAAGAAGCAGAAGGUCUUCAGCCAGCUGGAGAAGUACGAGCAGGAGACGGCCAAGAUCACAGAGCUUUUGCAGCGGGACGACGUGAUUAAUAACCUGCGGAGCGACAAAGUUGCCAACUUGGAGUUCCUCAAGCGUGAGCACGAGGUCACAAUCGAGAUGGUCGACGCACUCUACGAUUUUGGCAACCUGCAAUACAGCUGCGGCAACUACGCCGACGCGUCCGAGGUGCUGCACCGGUUCCGCGUGCUUUCCACAGACAACGACAAGGUUGCGUAUGCGACAUGGGGCAGACUGGCGUGCGAGACUCUCACCAUGAACUGGGAGUCGGCCAUGGAGGAAGUGCAGAAGGUGCGCGAGAGCAUCGACUCGAGGCUGGCCAACAACCCGCUCGCCCAGCUGGAGCACCGUACUGCGCUCAUUCACUGGGCGCUCUUCCCGCUCUUCAACUUCGAGAAGGCGCGCGAGCCCAUCCUCGAACUCUUCUUCAACGCCGGCUUCAUCAACACGAUUCAGGCGAACUGCCCCUGGAUCCUGCGCUACCUCGCCGUCGCCGUCAUAACAGGCCGCGGCCGGUCUAAGAACCAGGGCAUCCAGCAGAAGCAGAUGAAGGAUAUCGUUCGCAUCGUCAAGCAGGAGUCGUACGAGUACCAGGACCCAGUGACCCGGUUCGUGCACGCCCUGUGCGUCGACUUCGACUUUGAGGAGGCGCAGCACCAGCUGGUACUGGCUGAGGAGGUCCUCCGCCGCGAUUUCUUCCUGCUUGGCACUGCCGACGACUUUGUCGACGCCGCCCGGCAUCUGAUCUUCGAGAGCUACUGCAAGAUCCACUCGCGUAUCACGCUUAAGGACCUGAGCGCCCGGCUGGGCCUGAACAAGGAUGACGCAGAGAAGUGGAUCGUCAACCUUAUACGCGACACCAGGCUCGACGCCAAGAUUGACUACCAGGAGGGCACAGUCGUUAUGAACCACCCCCCGAGCUCCGUGUACCAGCAGGUGAUAGAACGGACCAAGGGCGGCUUCUUCCGCACCCAGGUUCUGAGUGCAGCGGUUGCCAGAUAGUCGUGAGAACAAUCCAACUAAAAAGACACAAAUAGACACUGCAUCAUUGCGGGUCAACUGCACGAGGCUAGUGCGGGUAACUGUGGUGCAGGGUACAAGCCCAGACGAAGACGCAGGCCGGGGUCACUGACGGAUCCGCGAAGCCUGACUUCGUGAGACUUUUGGUUGUAUCGCGACAUGCGGAGAGAAGGAGCGUGAAAGCAUAGGCAGUGGUGGUGGGCGUUUUCGUCAUGACUCAACCAAACUGCCAAAGCAGCGUUGAAUGCGAUGUAAUAUACCUCCUCAAGAGCGCAUGAAAAUGGUUAACGGCUCAUUUUUCCUCGAUGAAGGCAAACUAGGGCCCUCUUAUCAGUUGAGCAUCGGCGAGGGUUGGUUAUCGUUGGCUUUGAGUCUUGCUGCAUGGUAGCUCAGUUAAUUGAGAAUUCCGAGACGAUUGUUAUGUCAGAA
Molecule: messenger RNA, 2054 nt
Organism: Lasiosphaeria miniovina
Lineage: Eukaryota; Fungi; Ascomycota; Sordariomycetes; Sordariales; Lasiosphaeriaceae
Product: eukaryotic translation initiation factor 3 subunit 6
Exons: 2
Coding region: 258-1607 (449 amino acids)
Biological process (GO): translational initiation
Cellular component (GO): nucleus; cytoplasm; eukaryotic translation initiation factor 3 complex
Molecular function (GO): translation initiation factor activity
Source: RefSeq, a predicted model, not a curated record